UUAGACUCCCUGUCUUGUGGGAACGCCUGUUGGAAGCACGAUUUUUCCACCCCGGGCUUUGCCCAUCUCCCGGGAAACAGCUCUGCACACCUUGCUGCAAACUUUGACCAAAGUUUUUGAUAAGAGGGCACUGAAAUAUGGAUUGCUUAAGUUCUCCCUGUCCCACUAGCACGCAGGUCACCGCUUGGGCAAACCAGAUGCGUUAAGGGAGUGGCCCCACCAGAGACUGCUUUGGCUUGGGAGGAUUCACGGCGUCGCCCUUCCACAGGAAAUUCCUUCUGAAUUCAGAGACCCUCCUGUCUGGAAUGGGCCCUCCCCAGGCCUCUGCGGGAGCCCUCGACGGGGGCUGGGGGUGGGCCAUCGUCCUGGCGACCUUUCUGCAGUCCGCCCUGGUCUUUGGCAUCAUCCGAUCCUUCGGCGUCUUCUUUCUGGAGUUCACCAACUACUUUGAAGAGGCCUCGGGCACCACCUCCUGGAUCCCCUCCGUCACCCUGGCCACGCUCAUGGGCACCAGCCCGCUGGCAAGCGCACUUGGCACUCGAUACGGGGAGCGCCCGGUGGCCAUCGCUGGGGGGAUCCUUUCGGGGUUGGGCUUCUUGGCGGCCUCGUUCGCCACCAGCCUGGCACAGCUCUACCUGUUCAUCGGCCUGCUCACAGGAACUGGGGGGGCCCUGAUCUUCUCCCCAUCCUUGGCCCUGCUGGCACGCUACUUCGACCGGCGUCGUGCCCUGGCCAACUCAGUGGCCUUCUCUGGCACCGGCAUUGCCUCUCUGGCUUUCUCGCCGCUCUUCCAGUUCCUGGUGGACACCUACGGCUGGCGGGGGGCCCUCCUGCUGGUGGCCGGGAUGGCCUUCCACCUGGUGCCCUGUGGCGCCCUCCUCCGGCCGCUGCCCCAGGCCGAGAACUCUCCGGCGCCUCCCUCGACGGACAGCCGAGGGGGCAAGCUGGCCACGCUGCUGGGCCUGCCUUUGCUCUCCCAGCGUGACUUCCAGAUCUUUGGCGUGGCCGGCGUGCUGAUUAUCACCGGAUAUUUUGUGCCCUUUGUCCACCUCCUGCCCCACGCUUGGGAGAGGGGCUUCGAUGAGUACCAAGCAGCCUUCCUGGUGUCCGCGGUGGGCAUCGCUGACAUCGCAGGCAGGAUUGUGGCCGGCUGGCUGGCGGGCUGCCGCGGCCCCCUGCGUCUCUCCCACCACCUGGCCAUCUGGACCCUCCUGACUGGCUCUGCCAUGCUGGCCCUCUCCCUGGGAGGCAGCUAUGUGGCCUUGAUGGUCCUCAGCACCUGCUACGGCUUCCUGGCCAGUGCCGUGAUCCCCCUCAAAUUCUCCAGCCUGGUGGAGAUCGUGGGAACAGAGCAGGUUAUGGGGGCCAUUGGGGUCAUCCACCUCCUGGAAAGCGUCGCGGCCUUAGCGGGACCCCCGUUGUCAGGUUGGAUCCGGGACGUGACCGGAAGCUACCAUGCCUCCUUCUUGGUUGGAGGUGGUUUUGUUAUCGCUGGGGGGUUCUCACUUCUGCUGUUGCCCAAUUUCUUCUCCUGCUGCCACCUCCUCGCUCUGCAAAACUCGGGGGAUAAAAUCCCCAGGGACUCCCAGGCUCCCAGCCGCCAGAAGGGCACAAAAACAGGCCUGUGCAGCGUCCACGCGGCAGCAACAGUCGGCCCGUCAUUUCUCAAAGCGGAUGGUUCUCCGCUUGUGCCCGUGUGA
Molecule: messenger RNA, 1700 nt
Organism: Candoia aspera
Lineage: Eukaryota; Metazoa; Chordata; Lepidosauria; Squamata; Candoiidae
Product: monocarboxylate transporter 13-like
Exons: 4
Coding region: 306-1700 (464 amino acids)
Biological process (GO): monocarboxylic acid transport; transmembrane transport
Cellular component (GO): plasma membrane
Molecular function (GO): monocarboxylic acid transmembrane transporter activity
Source: RefSeq, a predicted model, not a curated record